GGCAAGGAGUGGAAUGAGAGCUGAACAUACUGGGACCCAGGCUAAGGUAUUGUCCCUGGGAAUAUUACACAAUGUGUCCCAUUUCCCCCACUCCCUGAUAACCAGUGUAUAAAUGCCUAGCUUACAGGUGGGUUCCAGCAGUCAGCAUCAACAUUUGGUUGUGUUCCCUGUUUCUGCCCCUGUAUAAGUAACUAGUGUUGAUGAGGAUGAUCCUGAUAGCUCUGCUGGUUCCUCUACUGGUUCUGUCCAGCGCUGGACAUACCUCAGGAACGAUUGUCACCAGCUGCGAGGCGUGUCACGAACAAGCCGUCUGCCGCACCUCGCCCAUGGCAGGUGACAUCACAUGCACCUGUAAGAAGGGCUUCUCCGGAGACGGCCUCAUCUGCUUACCCAGCCACACCGCCACUGACGACCACCAUGCCCCUCGCCGUGUCCGCCGCUCCUACACCACCUCCAACACCAACCUUGCCCAUGUCCGGUUCAGCUGUGGCUUUUAUGAGUGCGCUGAUGGGGAGGACUGCAUCACGGUCGACGGCAUCCAGCAGUGCGCCAACCCCUGCAAGAUCUACACGGUCCUGAACGACGCCUGGCGUUCCACCAACAACGACGUGGGCAACAAACACUGCGACCGCAAUGUGAACUGGGACGGCUAUUACCGCAUGUUCAUCGGCAACCAGAGCGUGUCCAUGCCGGACAAGUGUGUGGAUUCGUUCAAGUGCGGCACCCAGGCUCCCUUGUGGCUGGCGUUUCCUCCUCCCCAGCAGGUGGAUGAGAUUGUCCAGAGUGCAGUCUGCGCCAGCUUCAAUGAGGACUGCUGCUGGGUGCAGUCUCAGCCCAUCCACGUCAAGGCAUGCCCUGGGAACUACUUUGUGUACAAGUUCGUCAUGCCUCCUGGGUGCUACUUUGCCUAUUGUGCAUAUGUGUCAGCUCUCACCACAACACCAAAACCAGUCACAACUACAGAAAUACCACUAGAGAACAAUCGCACCACAACAACAACGCAGUCACAGGUUGCCACGACUACGCCAAAAGCAAUGUGUGGUACCUGCAGAGCAGGGGAGACCUGUGUGAACACCGAUGGGGUCACAUGGCGGUGUGAGAGGCCAGAUCAGCCUGUUUUGCUGCACCCAGAGGUGGUGUGUGGGCGGAGCCUGGUACAGGUGGGUCUCAACAGGAGUAACCUAGAGGCCGCUGGUCUGGACGCCACCACCGCUAACCUGGCCGACCCCCGGUGCAAUGCUCACGAAGAGCGUGACGGCAUGGUUUGGUACCAGGUGGAGCGCAAGGAGGGCGCCUGCGGAAACACUCUGGAGACAAACGGAACUGACGCCAUCUUUUCCAACAGUUUAUUCAUCUACCACAUUGACGACGUGUCCUUCAGCCGACCCGUGAGCGUACCUUUCUCCUGUGCCUACCCUCUGGAAUCAGAGACCAGCCUGGAUGUGGCCAUCAAACCCUACCUGUCGCUGAAGGAUUCCAAAGUCAGUAAGGGCUCCAAAGUGGGCUCCAACAUGACUCUGUACCACAGCGACAACUUCACAAAGGCUUACCCAGCGGGCGUAGUCACCUUGCCGGUGGGUUCCGUGCUGCACGUGGGUGUGUCCGUAGAGGAGUCCGAGACGGAGCGUUUUGUGGUCGUUCUGGAGGACUGCUAUGCCACGCAAUCCCCCGACCCUGAGGACAUCAUGCGAUACUACAUCAUUCAGAACAAAUGUCCGACUGAAUUCCGUCAGGUGAGGGUGGAGGAGAGUGGCUCGUCCCUCAGGGCUCGCUUCUCUGCUCUGCUGUUCCUGUACCAGGGGGACUACCGGGACGUAUUCCUGCACUGCAGACUCAGCCUUUGUGACCAGAGGAGCUCCUCCUGCACUCCAGUUUGCGCCAAAAGGAAAUACCGCUCUGUCACCCCCUCCGUUCCCCUCGAACCCCUCACCAUCGGACCAAUCACCUGGUCCCAAAAUGAAGUUUGAACUUCAUGAAUCCCUGUCAUGCUUCCUGCAUCCUAAAUAAUGAAUCCAGUUAUAAAUAAUGAUCUUUUAAGGCUAUUUUUAUAUUUCUCGUAUGGCUAGAAUAAUUAGUAAAAUAUUUAUAAUUGAACCAACACAAAUUCAUUGAUUAACCUUUAACUAAGGCGUGAGGCCAGAAAGUGUAUGUGCUGGCCACUAACGUUUGAAACGUGAAAAUAAAUAGACAUAUAGUUGGGAUUAUGGCAACACAAACAUCUCCCUUUUCUAGUUUACUUCUAUUUCAAAUAAAAUAUUAUUUAAUCCUAUUACUCUAAAAUGCUUUGUAUGUGCAGUAAUUUAAUAUUGUUAUUAAAGAUGAUACAUGUAUGUAUCAAUGUAUUAAUGUUCAAAUAAUGUACUGUGGAUAUAGUGUACUAUUGCUCUAAAAUACUUUAAAUGUGCAGUAAUUUAAUAGUGUUAAUAAAAUAUAAAUGAUAAAUAUA
This is a messenger RNA of Salmo salar (Atlantic salmon), 2446 nucleotides long. RefSeq names its product pancreatic secretory granule membrane major glycoprotein GP2. NCBI's taxonomy places the organism in Eukaryota, Metazoa, Chordata, Actinopteri, Salmoniformes, Salmonidae. The record is from RefSeq and is a predicted model, not a curated record.